AUGGGGGGCUCUGAGGCGCCCACCCUCGUCGGCAACAACGCCGCCGAUGGCAGCAACGACUGGCACCUUAAGCACAAGGUCGUCGCCGCCGAAGCCCGCGACCGCGCUGCUGGCUUCCCGCGCCGCGAGCUCGGCGUCACCUGGACGGGCCUGACCGUCGAGGCCGUCAGCUCCGACGCCGCCAUCCACGAGAACGUGGGCUCGCAGCUCAACAUCCUGCAAAAGGUGCGUGAGUCGCGCCGCGCGCCGCCCAUGAAGACCAUACUCGACCACGUCCACGGCUGUGUCAAGCCCGGCGAGAUGCUGCUCGUUCUCGGCCGCCCGGGCUCCGGCUGCACGACGCUGCUCAACGUGCUCGCUAACAACCGGAGGGGGUACGCGCGCGUAGCCGGCGAUUUGCACUUUGGCGCGCUCACCGCGGACGAGGCCCGCCGGUACCGAGGGCAGAUCAUCAUGAAUACUGAGGAGGAAAUCUUCUUUCCGACGCUCACCGUAGGCCAGACGAUGGACUUUGCGACCCGCCUCAACGUGCCGUGGACGCUGCCGCCGGAGGCAAAGGACGACCCCGAGGCGUACCGCGUCGAGGCGAGGGAGUUUCUGCUGCAGUCGAUGGGCAUCGAGCACACGCAUGACACAAAGGUCGGCAAUGCCUUUGUCCGCGGCGUCUCCGGCGGCGAGCGCAAGCGCGUAUCCAUCAUUGAGUGUCUGGCCGCCAGAGGUAGCGUCUUUUGCUGGGACAAUUCCACUCGAGGUCUCGAUGCUAGCAGUGCCCUCGACUACGCCAAAGCCAUCCGGGCCAUGACGGACGUGCUUGGCCUCUCCUCCAUCGUCACCCUCUACCAGGCCGGCAACGGCAUCUACAACCUGUUCGACAAGGUGCUCAUCCUCGAUGAGGGCAAAGAGACCUUUUACGGCCCGCUGUCUGAGGCGCGGCCCUUUAUGGAGGCACAGGGCUUCAUCUGUGAGCCUGGUGCUAAUGUCGCCGACUUCCUGACCGGAGUCACCAUCCCCUCGGAGCGCAAGGUGCGGCCGGAGCACCGGCACGCGUUCCCGCGCACCGCCGACGCCGUCCGCGACGCCUACGAGGCGUCCCCGCUGCGGCCGCGCAUGGCUGCCGAGUACGACUACCCGACGACUGUGCGCGCGCGCGACGCAACGGCCGACUUUCAGCGAGCCGUCGCCGGAGAGCGCCACAAGGGCCUGCCGGCAGCGAGCCCCUUCACAGUCGGCUUCCACCAGCAAGUGCGUGCGUGCGUCUCGCGCCAAUACCAGAUUGUCUUGGGUGACAAGCCCACCUUCUUCAUCAAGCAGACGACCAACAUUAUCCAGGCCCUCAUCGCCGGCUCGCUCUUCUACAACGCACCGGGCAAUACGGCCGGCCUGCUUUCCAAAUCGGGCACACUAUUCUUCUCGCUCUUAUACCCUACCCUCGUGGCCAUGUCCGAGGUAACGGACUCGUUCAAUGGCAGGCCGGUCCUGGUCAAGCACAAGGCCUUUGCCUUUUUUCACCCUGCCGCAUUUUGCCUGGCGCAGAUUGCUGCCGACAUUCCCGUUCUGCUAUUUCAAACAUCUACCUUUUCUCUGAUCCUGUACUUCAUGGUCGACCUGGACCGCUCCGCCGGCGCGUUCUUCACGUAUUGGGCCAUUGUACUGUCCGCCGGCUUUUGCAUGACGGCCUUGUUCCGUGCCAUUGGCGCCCUGUUCCGGACCUUUGACGAUGCCUCCAAAGUCUCCGGCGUUGUCGUCACCGCCGCCUUCCUGUAUGCCGGCUUCCAGCUCAAGAAGCCCGACAUGCAUCCUUGGCUGGUCUGGGUGUUCUGGAUUGACCCUCUUGCGUAUGCCUUUGAUGCCCUGCUAUCCAACGAGUUCCACGGCAAGAUCGUCACCUGCGUCGGGAACAACAUCAUCCCCAGCGGCCCCGACUACCUCAACUCCACCCACAGCGCCUGCGCAGGUAUCGGCGGCGGAAAGCCGGGAACGUCCUUCAUCCUCGGCGACGACUACCUCGCCUCGCUGUCCUACAGCCACGCCCACCUCUGGCGCAACUUUGGCAUCGUCUGGGUCUGGUGGGUGUUCUUCGUCGGCGUGACGGUAUGGGCUACCUGCCGGUGGAAGUCGCCCUCGGAGAACGGACCGAGCCUGGUGAUUCCCCGCGAGAACAGCAAGCACGUCGCCGUAAGUGCUAACCACUCCGAUGAGGAGAACCAAAACGACAAGGAGCUGCCUGCCGUCACGACAGAUGGUGCCCCCUCCAGCACCGAAGAGGAAGGCAGCGACUCGCUUCAGGCCAAGCUCGUCCGUAACACGUCCAUAUUCACGUGGAAGAACCUCUCGUACACGGUCAAGACACCCUCCGGCGACCGGCUCCUGCUCGACAACGUGCAGGGCUGGAUCAAGCCCGGCAAUCUGACGGCUCUCAUGGGAUCCUCGGGCGCCGGCAAGACCACGCUUCUCGACGUGCUGGCGCAGCGCAAGACGGAUGGCACCAUCACCGGAUCCGUGCUUGUCGACGGCCGCGCGCUGCCCGUGUCCUUCCAGCGGUCCGCGGGCUACUGCGAGCAGCUCGACGUGCACGAGCCGUACGCGACGGUGCGGGAGGCGCUCGAGUUCUCGGCGCUGCUCCGGCAGAGCCGCGACACGCCGCGCGCCGAGAAGCUGGCGUACGUCGAUACAAUCAUCGACCUACUGGAGCUGCGGCCGCUGGCGGACACACUGAUUGGCGAGGUCGGCGCGGGUCUGUCGGUCGAGCAGCGCAAGCGCGUCACCAUCGGCGUCGAGCUCGUGUCCAAGCCGAGCAUCCUCAUCUUCCUCGACGAGCCGACGUCCGGCCUCGACGGGCAGUCGGCGUACCGGACAGUCAAGUUCCUGCGCAAGCUGGCGGCCGUCGGGCAGGCGGUGCUGGUCACGAUCCACCAGCCUUCGGCGCAGCUCUUCUCGCAGUUCGACAGCCUGCUGCUGCUGGCUAAGGGUGGCAAGACGGUCUACUUUGGAGACAUUGGCGAGAACGGGCAGGCCGUGAAGGACUACUUUGGCGGCUACGGAUGUCCAUGCCCACUCGACGCCAACCCGGCCGAGUACAUGAUCGACGUCGUCUCGGGGAACGCCAAGGCCGAGGGCGGCGGUCGAGACUGGAACCAGACGUGGCUGGCCUCGCCGGAGCAUGCCAAGAUGACGGCCGAGCUCGACGCCAUCGUCGCCGAGGCGGCGGCCAAGCCCCCCGGCACUGUCGUCGACGGCCACGAGUUCGCGACGCCGAUGGGUGAGCAGAUCCGCGUCGUCACGCGCCGCAUGAACGUCUCCCUCUGGCGCAACACCGAGUACGUCAACAACAAGGUGAUGCUGCACAUCUUCUCCUCCCUCUUCAACGGUUUCUCUUUCUGGAUGGUCGGCGACUCCUUCGGCGACUUGCAGGCCAAGAUGUUCGCCAUCUUCCAGUUCAUCUUCGUCGCCCCCGGCGUGCUCGCCCAGCUGCAACCGCUCUUCAUCAGCCGCCGCGACAUCUUUGAGACGCGCGAGAAGAAGUCCAAGACGUACUCAUGGUUUGCCUUCACCACUGGCCUCAUCGUCUCCGAGAUGCCGUACCUCAUCGUCUGCGGCGUCAUUUACUACCUCUGCUGGUACUACACCGUCGGCUUCCCGGGAGCGUCGACUCGCGCCGGCGGCACCUUCUUCGUCAUGCUCAUGUACGAGUUCCUCUACACCGGAAUCGGCCAGUUCAUCGCCGCCUACGCGCCCAACGUCGUAUCCGCCACGCUCGUCAACCCACUCAUCAUCGGCGUGCUUGUCUCCUUCUGCGGCGUCCUGGUCCCGUACGCCCAGAUACAGCCCUUUUGGCGGUACUGGAUGUACUACCUGAACCCCUUCAACUACCUCAUGGGCAGCAUUCUUACCUUCACCAUGUGGGGAAACGACGUCCGCUGCAAAGAGAGCGAGUUUGCCCGCUUCGACCCGCCGAGUGGCCAGACGUGCGGCCAGUACCUUGAUGCCUACCUUGGCUCCCAGGGGCCCGGGUCCGUCGCUAACCUGGUGAACCCCGAGGCCACGGCGGACUGCAAGGUCUGCACCUACACGGUAGCGCAGGACUACCUGCGUACGCUCAACCUCAACGAGUACUACUACGGCUGGCGUGACGCGGGCAUUGUCGUCCUCCUGGUGCUUAGCUCGUACAUUCUCGUCUACGUUCUGAUGAAGCUGCGUACGAAGAGGUCCAAGCAGGCAGAGUAA
Messenger RNA from Cordyceps fumosorosea ARSEF 2679, 4224 nucleotides. RefSeq names its product ABC-2 type transporter. The transcript has 2 exons. The record is from RefSeq and is a predicted model, not a curated record. Bases 1 to 4224 code for a protein of 1407 amino acids. Lineage: Eukaryota; Fungi; Ascomycota; Sordariomycetes; Hypocreales; Cordycipitaceae. Gene Ontology annotation, molecular function: ATP hydrolysis activity; ABC-type transporter activity; ATP binding. Gene Ontology annotation, biological process: transmembrane transport. Gene Ontology annotation, cellular component: membrane.